UGAGAAAGGAGGAAGGAAGAGAAAGAAAUGGGAGAAGGAGAAGGGCAAAAAUGUCCAGUCAGCUGUAAAUGAGUAAGUUUUUCAGCUGCGAAAAGCAAUCCAGUUUAUAAGUUAUGGGUCAGCCCAACACAUUUCAUUUUCCGGUUGCUUUAUUCUUGUUAGUUACAUUAUCAGUCGGCGGCCGUCGAAACCUAAACCUAAGAAAUCCCUCUUUCCCUUAAACCCUAAUCUAACCCCAGAAGUUCAACUGAAAAAAUUAUUGAUGGGUCUGAAACUGUUCGACGACGGCGGCUCAGAUGGAGAGGCCGACAAGAUUGAAAUUGACCGAGAAUUUGCCCGCCGUUUCGAGUACAACAAGGAGCGGGAGGAGCGGCAGAGGGCUGCCGAGUUGGCGAAGAAAGGUGUUAUCUCUUUACAUUCCGAUUCGGACUCAGAUGAUUCUUCCUCGUCAGGAGAAGAAGUGGAGGAAGAGGUAAAAGGUAAGAAGAAAGAUUUGGAAUUUUUUGAUGCUUUAAUUAAGGUUAAGUCAAGAGACCCCAUCUUAAAAGAUAAAGAAGCUAAGUUAUUUAAGUGUGAAUCUGAAACUGAUGAUGAUAGUGAUGGUUCUGAUGAUGCUAUGGAUACUGAUGAUAAAAAUGAUGAAAAGAAGGGGAAGUUGAAAAAAGAUGGUAAGAAAGAGAAACAUAAGCCAGUGUAUUUGAAAGAUGUGAUGUCUAAGCUUUUGAUUGAGAAGGGGCCGGAGUAUGAUGAUGAUGAAGAUGAUGAAGAUGAUGUUACGGAGAACAAGGAGGAGAAGAAGGUCAAAAGCCACGUGCAGGAGCAGGAGGAGUUGAGGCAGGGCGUUUUGGAAGCACUGAAGGAGGUGGAUGGGGACGGGGGGGAGUUGUUGAAGGAGAAGAGUAGUAAAGGUGUUGAGGGUGGUGAUGAUGAGGAGGAGGAUGAUGGGUUUGUAGCUAAGUUGGAUAAGUACUUUGGUCCUGAUGGCUGCUUGGAUGAGAAUAACAUUUUCCUGAAGGAUUACUUUAGGAAAAGAAUGUGGUUAGAGGCUGGUGAUAAUAAGACGGGGUUGGGUAAUGAGGGGGGUUCCGAGAUAGACGUGUCGGAGGAUGAAGAGGAGAUUGAGAGGCAGGAGGAUUACGAGAGAGAAUAUAAUUUUAGGUUUGAGGAGAAUGCGGGAGAUAGAGUAGAAGGUCAUUCAAGAAUAGUGGAAGGUUCAGUGAGGAAGAAGUCGAAUACAAGGAAGUUGCAAAGAGAGAGGAAGGAGGAGAGAAUGGCUCAAGCUAAGUUUGAAAUGAAAGAGGAGCUGAAGCACUUGAAGAAUGUGAAAAGAAAGGAGAUGAAGGAGAAGCUUAGAAAGAUUCGUCAAGCUGCUGGGAUUGGUGAAGAUGGUUCUUUGCUUUUGGAGGAGGAUGACUUGGAGGAGGAAUUUGAUCCAGAUGAGUUUGAUAAGAUGAUGGAGAGAGCAUAUAAUAAGACAUAUUACGAAGCCGAGGAUAUUGACCCAGGUUUUGGAAGUGAAAAUGAUGAAGAUGGAGAUGAGCUUGAGAAGCCUGAUUUUGAAAAAGAAGAUGAGUUGCUUGGACUUUCGAAGGGUUGGGAAAAUGUAAAUGGUACCACUGAUGGGUUCUCAGCUGCCAGGGAAAGAAUUUUGAAGGAAAAGAUCAAGGAUGUAGAUAAUCACUAUGAACCACAAGCGGAAGGUAAAGAUGAAGUGCCUGAAGAUGGUGAAGACGGUAAGCGUAAGAAAAAGCGCAAGCGAAAGCUCAGUGAGGUUGAAAAGGCUGUUACAGAGCAGUUGUUGGAAGAGUUUCAUAAGUUGGAAUAUGAAGACACAAUAGGUGACUUGAAAACCAGAUUCAAAUACAGAGCUGUCAAACCAAAAAAUUAUGGACUGAAUACAACUAAGGUUCUAGCCAUGGAUGAUAAGGAGUUGAAUCAAGUAGUGUCUAUAAAGAAGCUGGCUCCUUAUAGGGAAAAGGAAUGGAAGGUUCCAAGAACUCAGAUACUUCAGCAAAAACAGAAGAUCAAGAAUCCCGAACAAGGGGUAUCAAAUGUGAGGAAAUCCGACAAGCACAAGGUGAAGACCACUGCAGAGAAAUCUAGUUCUCCUGGUAGUUUUGUCUCGGGAGAACAGCAGGUUGAAAAGAAUGCUAGUGCCAGCAGCCCCUCUAGGAGAGCUAAGAGAAGACGUCGUCAAGCUCAGGCUCAGAAAGAGCUUAAAAUAUCACAUACAAGGUCUAUGGCAUAUGGGAAUAUCCCUGUUAAAUCUAAGAGCAAAAAGAAGCCUUCAAUGCAGGAAUGAAGAUGAAAUGUGCUCGUUCUUUGUCACCAAUUUUGUCAUUCAGUUUUUUUUGGAACAUUUAGGAAGUCCUGUUUAAGUUAAAACGUCAAUUUUCCUGUUGUAUUCUCAUUGCCAUAUUGAGCCAGGAGCAUGUUCACUCUCAAUUGAUAUAACAUAGAUUUAGAAAUGAAAUGACCCUUUAUGGCAACUUUUACUAAGCUUUUGCUUGUAAUUUGAUAUGAAUACUUCAGUCUGAUAUUGACAGUUUGAUCUCGUGAUACGAUUGUGAUAUUUUUUGUGCUGGUUUUGAGUUGUAGGUACAAAAAUGAGGAUAAUUCAUUGCCUCAUUGGAUUUUAAGUGCGAUACAAAACUAUCAAGCUUUCUAUUUAUUUCUGGAGCUUUUAUUGUUUAAAGUCAGUUUUGCAGUUUGAAUGCAACAGGUAGGUUUUUCAUAACUGUGAAUGAGAUUGUUUAAAAUUUGAUUCCUAGAUGAUCUCAUGUCUUUGGCAGCUAGGCUUUUUUCCUUCUGGGUUGGCCAUUUUACAUAUCAGGAAGAAUUUUAUGUUCUGUUCAAUUAUUAUCUGUUGGUAUUUACUUUUUUGUUUUUUCAACAAGUACAGAUCUCAUAUACAUGUCUGACAGGCUCUAGUUUGCUGGUAAUCAAAACAGUUUAGGUUUGGUUUGGUUUAUUGGUCGAAACACUUUCAUUUUCCUCUCUUGCCAAAGAUUUAGUAUGUCUGAUGGCUUCCCAUGUGAC
Oldenlandia corymbosa var. corymbosa is the source of this 3039-nucleotide messenger RNA. Lineage: Eukaryota; Viridiplantae; Streptophyta; Magnoliopsida; Gentianales; Rubiaceae. The record is from the annotation of a GenBank genome assembly.